This is a messenger RNA of Pollicipes pollicipes, 894 nucleotides long. It is a transcript of the gene TBCC, whose product is annotated as Tubulin-binding cofactor C. Gene Ontology annotation, cellular component: cytoplasm. Gene Ontology annotation, molecular function: tubulin binding. Gene Ontology annotation, biological process: post-chaperonin tubulin folding pathway; tubulin complex assembly. The annotation marks the transcript as partial. The record is from RefSeq and is a predicted model, not a curated record. NCBI's taxonomy places the organism in Eukaryota, Metazoa, Arthropoda, Thecostraca, Pollicipedomorpha, Pollicipedidae. The transcript has a single exon.
CGCGCCGCCAUCGGCGACGCCCUGGACGCGGCCAGCCGCCGGCUGCAGGCCGUGCACCGUUUCAUCGCCGACGCGGCCGCCUUCCUGCCCGCCUACGAGCUGCGGCGCGCGCAGCAACGCGCCAACGAACUGCAGGAGCACGUGCGACAGCGCCAAGACGAGUUGGUACCGCGCCAGCGGUUCGGUUUCCGCGGCAAGCGCGCGGCCCGCGCCCAGCCAGCGGAGGUGACGACGCAGCCGAAGGCGACCCCGGCGCCGGCCGCGCCGCCGCCGCCGCCGGCCGAUGAGUGCGGCUUCCGUGACCGGUCGGACGCGCCGCUGCAGCUGCGCGGCGCCGCCGUCACGGGCCGUGACGUGACGCUGACGUGCCUGACGCGGUGCCGCGUGCGCGUGACGGGCGCGCCGGCUACCGUGCACCUGUCGCACCUGCGCGACUGCCGGCUGCUGCUCGGCCCGGUGGCGACGUCCGUGUUCUUGGAGGACUGCCGCGGCUGCACGCUGGCCGUCGCCUGCCAGCAGCUGCGCGCGCACACCAGCGCCGACUGCGACAUCUACCUGCACGUGACGAGCCGCGCCGUGGUGGAGCACUGCGAGCGGCUGCGUUUUGCCCCGUACAGCCUCGGCGGCGAGGACGUGCGCGCGGACUGGGCCACCACCGGUCUGAGCGCCGACAGAAACAGCUGGAAUGACGUGGACGACUUCAACUGGCUCUCCAAGGCGCAGCGGUCGCCCAACUGGAGCAUCCUCCCUGAGGAGGAGCGCCUCACCAGCUGGGAGGACGGCGAGGAGGACCUGAGUAAGGCGUAGGGCGCCUAGGAGAUAAUGCUAAAGAGAACGUGCGCUAAUUCCGAAUCACAUCGUGGUGUGUCGUCCUGUUCUUUAGCGUUAAUCGGC